AUGGUGAAGGGCCGUGUGCCCUCUCUACCUGAAUUGGUUUUGAAGCCAAAUGAGGAGAAUGAGAACCCAAAUGAUGAGAACGAGAAUCCAAAUCCAGAGAACAUGAAGCCAAAUAAAAGAAACAAGAAGCCAAAUUUGGUUUCAGAGAAGCCAGAUAAGGGCAGCGAGAUGGUCCUCGAGAACAGAUGGUUUGACGUUCUUGACGAAGUCCGACGGAGAUCGUCAACUGGAGAUGAUCUUGGUGGCAGCGGUGAUGGCCUGUCUUGUGAUCAGCACCAGAGACCAGUGAAGGCCAAGGAAGGUCAGGACCAGCACCAGAGGCCAGUGAAGGCCAAGGAAGGUCAGGAGCAGCACCAGAGGCCAGUGAAGGCCAAGGAAGGUCAGGACCAGCACCAGAGGCCAGUGAAGGCCAAGGAAGGUCAGGACCAGCACCAGAGGCCAGUGAAGGCCAAGGAAGGUCAGGACCAGCACCAGAGACCAGUGAAGGCCAAGGAAGGUCAGGAGCAGCACCAGAGACCAGUGAAGGCCAAGGAAGGUCAGGACCAGCACCAGAGGCCAGUGAAGGCCAAGGAAGGUCAGGACCAGCACCAGAGACCAGUGAAGGCCAAGGAAGGUCAGGAGCAGCACCAGAGGCCAGUGAAGGCCAAAGAAGGUCAGGACCAGCACCAGAGACCAGUGAAGGCCAAGGAAGGUCAGGAGCAGCACCAGAGACCAGUGAAGGCCAAGGAAGGUCAGGACCAGCACCAGAGACCAGUGAAGGCCAAGGAAGGUCAGGAGCAGCACCAGAGGCCAGUGAAGGCCAAGGAAGGUCAGGACCAGCACCAGAGACCAGUAAAGGCCAAGGAAGGUCAGGACCAGGGCUAG
Messenger RNA from Procambarus clarkii (red swamp crayfish), 864 nucleotides. The record is from RefSeq and is a predicted model, not a curated record. NCBI's taxonomy places the organism in Eukaryota, Metazoa, Arthropoda, Malacostraca, Decapoda, Cambaridae.